Penicillium nucicola is the source of this 3120-nucleotide messenger RNA. RefSeq lists its product as uncharacterized. The transcript has 3 exons. Bases 1 to 3120 code for a protein of 1039 amino acids. The record is from RefSeq and is a predicted model, not a curated record. NCBI's taxonomy places the organism in Eukaryota, Fungi, Ascomycota, Eurotiomycetes, Eurotiales, Aspergillaceae.
AUGGACUAUCGACGACUACAACAUUCGUAUCAGCCCCGACCCUCCCCGUUGGGGGUUUCAGAGCGACCCGAUCAAUCUCGCACUUUCGCUACGCCUGAGUCUCGUCGCCCCGACGAUUCGCGCCCGCACGUUUCCCCGACAUCCACGUCGAAUGUGGCCUCGCCGUCCCAGAUCUACCCGGGGCAUGCCCGGUCCUCGCGCGCUUCGCAUACCUCGCAUACCUCGCAUACGGCACACCCCUCACACUCCCCCAAUUUGUUCCGGACCAAUACUCCCAGUGCAUACUUUCAGUCCGGACCGAGGCCGACACAUCGUCGAGAUGGUAGUUUAGAGAGUCGGCACCAUGGCCAAUCUCAUCGGAGGAAUAAUUCGCAACCUCAAUCUCGUGAAGGUAGGCCAUUCCCAUUCCCCAGGUCGCGUGGCUCCCCAGAUUCAGGAGGGAACCAAGAAACCAAGGAUCGGACAUCUCACGAACAAUCCACGGCUUUUGGCAGUCGCCAAAUGCCCCCUCCCUCCCCUCCUCACUCUUAUCCCUCACGAGCUCAGUCUGCCAACGCGCCUGCUUCCCUCAUGUCGCGCGAUGUUCCAACCAGUCAGGCACACAGGCCGGGCAGCAGCAUGUCGAUUUCCGCCAUGCUAGGUUCGGACCCGGACCGCUCUGCACGAGAUCCGACGCGAGAAUCAGCACCGUUCUUUUCGCGACCGUCUGCAUCCCUGUUUGGAAACCCACCCCCGUCAUCAUCAUCUGCCGCCAUGUCACCGCCGACGGCCCCUGCGCGACCAUCGCCGCUCGAGAACAACUUCUUCCGUCGCUCCCAAACACCGGAGAAGUCUUUCUCCAAACCUCAAACAAACCGCACUUACCGAUCAGGGUCUGGUGGUUCAAGCCUGGGGGCAGAUCAUACCUUCGGUGGCUUGGCGCGCUCCUCGCUCUCUCAGUAUCCUGAGAAGCCACACUCCACCCAUCCUUCGCCUAGAAUCUCGUCGGCAGACGUCUCGUACACGGAGCCUCGUGAGCCUCGUCGCAUGAGCCUCAGCGGCCCGAUCGCUCGACCCAGUAGUCAACCGCCCAACGCCGAAACUCCUACCCGAGCGCCCGGUUACAGCCCGAUCUCCCAACAAGGAGGUUCCGCCGAUCGGGCCUUGGAGUCCGGCUCUCGGCCUGCUUCUGGGUCGUAUGGGGGUAAUGACUCGCAACACGGUCGGUAUAGUGGGUUUGGCGAUCGGCGCAUGGACGAUGCUAUACAGCGUGAGCGAGAACGUGCAGCGGCUCUUGGAGAUCCAAAGCUGUCGCAGGCUGGGUAUCGCUAUGGCUCUCACUAUGCCGAGCGUGACCCUCGAGACCGGGACUCGGGUUUGACAUGGGACCAUCACUCUCAUCCUCCGUCGCCGGAGAGUAAGCGUUUCCCUGCUCCAGACCAUGGGUCAGCUUUCGGCUUUGGGGCUAUACAGAGCUACACCAAGUCCCUGGGCUCGCAACCCGGCAACAGACAAUCACAAAUUUCUCUACAGUCUGGGAACAGCCAACCCACUCCUCCGCCUCACGAUGCUUAUUCCAGACAUCAACCCCAGCCUCCUCGCAUGGGGUCCACGCCUGCUUUGGCGGUCUCGACAGCGGUCGCCUCCUCUGGCCUUGCGGCUCUGGCGGAUGAGGGACGCCGCAAGGGAAGUGAGGAGCUUUUGCAUCAUCGCAGUUUGCUGGCUGUCAGUGCAGACGGCAAGCGCGGUGGUCGUGCCUCUCCGCUGCCGCAAGCCGUACAGGGCGCUCAGGCUCCUUUCGCCGGUCCUUCUGGGGAUUCAUCUAUCAAGAAUGAUCUUGGUCGCGUCUUCUCCGGCAUUGGAAGCGGUGUGGGUGGUGUGACAGCUUCUGCUGGUGGAAGCGGGCCAUCCACACCCUUGGGCUCCAGUCCAUUCAAGCGUGAUAGCCUGACGGGUCGCUCUACUAAUGGCGAGGCCAUUGAUGAAGCAGCCAGACUUGCUCGGCCUCCCUCUGCCUCCGGUAGGCGGUCCAGGAGGCCGCGUGACGAGGAGCAGAUGGAACUUGAGGCCAACGAUCCUCGUGGCGUACUUUCAGCCCGCAACGCGCGUCGGUCUCGACAUGCUCAUCACCACCAUCACCAUCAUCAUCAUCACCGCCACAAGGCAGAUGAGGAAGCAGCUACUCUGACCUCCCUCCAUCGGCCUACGAACUUCUUUCACCGAACAUCCCCCGCGGAUCCAUCCGCUCACCACCACCAUUCUCAUCAUCAUCACCAUCAUCACCAUGUCCCUAGACAGGCCAUUCCAGCUGCCUCUCCUAUUCGUGAGCCUCGCACGACCGUAAAUCUUGAGCCCUUGCUUUCUAGCGUGGCUCACCUCCCCCGUCAUCAUUUGGGUUCAACCCUCUACACCCCUCGUGUCGGUGCACCCGCUGCUAGAUCCUCUACAGAAAGCUCGAAGUUUGGAUACACCACGACCCCCCAGCCUCUUCCUCGCUUCGAGAAACGUGAGAAUUGCACUUUCACCGUUCGGGUUCCCCGAUUCCGCAUCGACCAGUCUCACCGCGAAGAGAUCUGUGCUCGACGAGCCCUCUGGGGCACUGGUGUCUACACCGAUGACUCUGAUCCUGUUGCCGCUGCCAUUCACUCGGGCUUUAUCCGUGGUGCCUGGGGCGAAGAUGUGGACGAGUCCAUGCUUGAUCUCGAGAUCAAGGAUAGCUACCAGCACGCACCGCAAGCACCUGUCGAGGCGGACGGCAAGGGCAAGUCCCCCAAGGAGCCUCGCCUCCCGCCCUCACCUCCUGCAGAUAAAGAUCUGCACAUUACUCUCCUCGUUCUCCCCCGUGUCGCCCAGUACGACUCCACCAUUCUGUUCGGCAUCAAGUCUCGCAAAUACACCGGGCGUCACGACGGCAUGAGCUUCAAGGUCCAUGCCGUCGACUGGGUCGACGAGGGUGUUGGACGUGGCGAAGAACGUAGCGGUGAGGCCCGUCGCAAGCGUCUCCGCACUCUCAUGCAGUCUGGUCGCAUCUGCACUGGACCUGCGAUGGCCAAGAUGGACGAGCUUCGCCACAGCGGAGUGCAAGUCCCUCGCACUCUUGAUGGGCAGGACCAGCCAGCGGCUGUUCAGCCCGUGUCGUAA